Molecule: messenger RNA, 2512 nt
Organism: Diatraea saccharalis (sugarcane borer)
Lineage: Eukaryota; Metazoa; Arthropoda; Insecta; Lepidoptera; Crambidae
Source: the annotation of a GenBank genome assembly
UUUGCUCUACAUAGUUUUUUCAAUAAACUAAAGGUACUCAUAUUAUAAAAAGAAAAGAUUUUGUUUUCAAAAUUAUUUUACCUACUUUAUUAUAUUUUAUUUUGUUAAUAAGGAAACACAUUUUUCUCACGAUUUCUUUGACUGAUAUUGUAACAAAUUUACCAAAAGAAUUUUUAUCUUUUAGUUCUAUACGGUGUCAUGUAGCCAAGAAAAUGGAAUACUUGGACCGGAUGUAUUCGGCACAAAACCCGAAUUAUUUCGGCGAAUACAAAUAGUGAAAAAGAUGCCGAAUAAAUAGAAUACCGAAUCCCAAACGAAUAUUCGGCGCAUCUCUAAUUGAGACCUUUACUCUUUGCUUUGUUUACUUGUACUUGCCUUACGGCUGAAGGCCAUGGAAGAAGGUGCCGGUAAAACCUUUAAAAAAAAAAAUUGUACUUGCCAUAGAUUUAUUAAUUAUUUAUCUCAGGUACUUGCUAUUGCUUGUUGGUUGUGUCAAGUUUGUGGUUUUACUGUUUGCACGGUUCCCAACUUAGGGGUUUUCCCCCCAAAUUUAGGGGGUAAAUGAGUGGGAUGGGAUUUUUUUGGGGGUUUUAUAUGUUUAGGGGUAUUUUUAGGGGUUUUCUGAAUACAUAAUAUUCUGUAAUUCUGAAUCUAACAGAACUAUUAAAUCCAAUAAUAGUCAUUCAAAUAUUUUUUUUACCCAUUGAAUGACUUCGAACUGGAUAACAUCUAAUGUAAUUAGAAUGGUGGAUCAUGCUCUACAUUUAAUCCAUCUUCAAAAAUGUUAAGUUUAUGUAAUGUGAAUAUAUAUGAUUUUAAAAAUGCGGUUCUUCAGAAGAUAUUGAUAUAAAAUAUAACUAUACCGUUUUAGAUAAUAUAUUAAUAAAGAAAUAUUACUACAUAUUACUUUUAUUUUAUAUAUUAUUUUUAUUAAAUAUAUUUUUAGGGGAAUUUUCAAAUAAUUGAGUCAUUUUUAGGGGGUUUUGACUUAGAUUUAGGGAUAAAUAUUUUUGAGAGUUGGUAACACUGACUGUUUGUGUAUUUGUGUUUGUAUGGGGUUUUGUUGAGAUUUAAUGUUUAUAAAGCAUUUAUUUCACUAAUUCUCUGAAAAGCAAAAGAUACCCGACAAACUUCCAAAAUGUCUCAAAGUAUGUAAAAAAUAAAAAAUAAAUCUCAUAGUUUUUUUAAUUAAAAAACCGGUUAAUAAUUGUAAAUGAUAUUUGCAGAUUCUGAAAAACCAACAAAUCAAGAUGUUACAGACCCGACAGGACCAGCAGCACGUAAAGGUGUACUCAUAUCCUUGAGAACAGGGAAAACAAUGGAAAUCCCUGAAAAAGACAUACUUGGCAGAUGUAGAUUUGUUGGUGAAUUUGAGAAACUUAAUCGUAUUGGUGAAGGAACCUAUGGUAUUGUUUAUAGAGCAAAAGACAAAUUAAAUGGCAACAUAGUUGCACUGAAAAAAGUCAGAAUGGAUGUAGAGAAAGAUGGAUUGCCUUUGAGUGGUCUUCGUGAGAUACAAGUUUUGAUGGCUUGCCGACAUGAAAACAUUGUUCAGUUAAAAGAAGUACUUGUGGGUCGUUCACUAGAAAGUAUUUUCCUAUCAAUGGAAUAUUGUGAACAAGACCUGGCAUCUUUGCUUGACAACAUGUCAUCACCUUUCACCGAGUCUCAAGUUAAAUGCCUGAUGUUGCAAGUACUAAAAGGGUUGAAGUAUCUACACUCCAAUUUUAUUGUACACAGAGAUUUGAAGGUUUCAAAUCUCCUGUUGACUGAUAAAGGAUGUGUUAAAAUAGCUGAUUUCGGUCUGGCUCGAUGGCUUGGCGCGCCGGCCCGUAGCGCCACGCCACGUGUCGUAACUCUCUGGUACCGAGCGCCCGAGCUAUUGUUGCAAGCGCCGCGACAGACGCCCGCGCUAGACAUGUGGGCCGCUGGAUGUAUACUGGGCGAAUUACUCGCCAAUAAGCCUCUACUGCCUGGUAGGACAGAGAUUGAACAGCUGGAGCUCAUUGUUGAUUUGUUAGGUACGCCGUCAGAUGCGAUCUGGCCAGAGUUCAGUUCUCUACCCGCACUUCAGAAUUUCACCUUGAAGCAGCAGCCUUAUAACAACUUGAAGCAGAGAUUCCCCUGGCUAUCAGCGGCUGGACUUCGUCUGCUGAAUUUCCUGUUCAUGUACGAUCCUAAUAAGCGAGCUACUGCUGAAGAGUGUCUGCAGAGUUCAUACUUCAAAGAGCAACCAUUACCGUGUGACCCAAAGCUCAUGCCGAGCUUCCCUCAGCAUCGUAACAUGAAAGGUCAGCAGAAGAAUUCUUCAAACCAGCUAAAUAUUCCAUUGUCCAAUUUGAACACUGGUGCCAACGACCAAACCAACAAUUUGCCCGCCAUCUCUGAUCUCCUAGGUUCAUUAGUCAAGAAGCGAAGACUAGACUAAUAUUUAUGUGUGAUUUAAUUUUAAUUCUAUAAUAAAGGACAUACAAACAAAUAUAAAAAUUUGACACAAAUUACAUUGUUUUAU